UCGCUGGGCAGCGGCGGCGGCCAAGGUGGUGAGGGGCGAGGGCUGCGUUGGCGGCUACUACCACAGCGGUCAAGACGGCGUCGACCGGGAGAAGAGCGAAGAUCAGGCCGAGGGCUAGGUAAUGUAAACAGGGAGCAUGUCACCAUCACCUCAGCAAGAUCAGAAUUUAACUUUACGCUUGUUACCCCUAAGUUCAUCAAAAGACAACCUGGUUCUUCACAUCUUCCUGAAGUACAGUACUACCUGUCCUGUGUCAUAGGUGGCAGUUGCCCACCAUAUUCAGCCAUGCGUCCGCUGGUGUUCCUGUGUGCCCAGCAGGUGAUCAAGGAUGAGGAAUCUGCGUGCCAGGCCUUGGAGCUUCUGCCACAGGACCUGUACCCAGUCCUAUUCAAGGCAGCCUUCAUGCAUGGGAAGACGCUGUUGCUCCAGGCUUUGGUGCAUACAUGGCCCUAUCCCAUCCUCAGUUUCAAGCAAUUACUGCAGGAUCGGCCACACUGCCGCAGGGCUCUGAGGCAGGACUGGCCACACUGCCUUCGGGCCCUCCUCCAGGAGUGUCCAAACUGCCCCCGUGCCCUGCUUCAGGACCGGCCUGCAGAGGAGCUGGUGCAGGCCAUGAUCAUGGGAGUCAAGGCUCGGCUGGAGGAGGCAACAGAUAAUGGAACCCAGCAGUCCCUCUACAGGAGGCAUCCACUGCAGCUAUUAGAUAUGACUGGACUCCUGGAUUAUGGCUAUGAGGAAGACCUAAAAACUAUGAAAAUGUGGGCCCGUACCAUGACCAUGGCCCAAACUGGCAUUUGCCACCUCUUGGAGAAAGUUGAGCAGCCAAAUGAAAGCCCCAACAAGUGCAGGAAGGUCGAGGACCUGCCAUGCACACUUCUCCCUGUGGAAGUGCGUGUAGAUCUCUGGGUGACCCCCUCCUCCAGUGGCUUUUUAAAGCAGGCCCUGCAGAAUAAUGCUGUCAGCCCCCUGCGCUUGUGCUGCCGGGAUUUCCGAGCUGAAGACCUUCCACCAGACAUCACUGUGGAUCUCCUGGGGCUAUUGGACCACUCAAGCUUACGCCGACUAGAUCUGUCCUUCUUUACUCUGGAAGCCGGGGGUGUGUGGGAGAUCGUAGCUUCCAUCAUGAAGUUCACUAAUCUGCUGAGCUUGAAACUUCAGUACAGCAACAUGGAUGUGUGGCGGCUCUGGGCCAUGUUGGAAGGCACCUUCAGCUUCUUGGCUUCAGAGAUGAGUAAGCUGAAACGCCUCAAGGAGCUUAAUCUGGGCACCUCGUGGCUCUCGGGCCAGCUUCGGCAGCUGCUUAGUGGCCUACAGUGUCCCCUGGAAAGCCUGGAACUUCCUGUCUGCUACCUGCUGCCUGUGGACUUGAGCUACUUGUCCCAGAGUCCACAUGCUCCCCACCUCAAGAAGCUAGACCUCAGUGGCAACAACCUGUCAGGUGAUCUCUUGCCCCCCUUCCAGGCUCUUUUAGGGGAGGCCUCAGCCUCCUUGCUGUGUCUGAAGGUGACAGAGUGCCAGCUCAUGGAUGUUCACCUUAUUAGUACCCUGCCACUUCUGUCCCGCUGUACCCGCCUACGCUAUCUUGGUCUCUAUGACAAUCCCCUUUCUAGCAUUGGGCUGAAGGCCUUGCUGUCUCGCUCUGAGGUAAUGCCUGACCUCCAGCUGGUAGUGUACCCAUUUCCUGUGGACUGCUACAAGGACCUGCCUGGUGUGCCCCUUUCUGCAAACCUCUUGGAGGACUAUAUUGAUGAGGAGAAAUUUGCUCAGGUUCAGGGAGAGAUGCAUCAGAUGUUAAUAGCAGCAGGUAGGGCUGAUGUGCUGUGGACCACAGAUGUCUAUGGCCCAAACAUGCCCGACUACUUUAGCUUGUGACAGGAAGGCUGCCUGCCAGGGACAGGGAGGCCCUUGCAGUCAUCCAUUCCCCCUGGGCCUGGCAGGAGAGCCUCCUCACCUUCUGGGCUGCAUGUCUUGGGGAUAGGUAGGGAGCCACAAAGCCUUUGCUCUCAUUGCCUGCCAUCUUCAGACAAGGGAAUGGGGCUAACUAACAGGGAAGCUCCAACCUGUGCCUCACCUGAAGGGUCCUUGAUAAGAAUAACAAGUGUGAAUGAGGAACUCUUAGCCAGUGGAGUAGGCCCAGUAUUCUGGCACCCCAUUCAGUCAGUGAAUUGUUCCUGUGGGAAGGGCAUAGUUCUUUCUGUCUUCCCCAGUGAGUGAAGGGAAUUGGGUUCAUUACUGAGGAAUGGGAGGUCGUAUGCCAAGCUUCAGCCCCAGAGCUUCUGAGUUAUAGAUCACUGAUCUGGAGUCUCGAAAGCUCUCAAGAUUAAGCCGUAGCCUUUCCCUUUCCAUCCCACCUUUUGGAAUGGACAGCUACUGCUGUGAACUUCUCUUCUGCCAGGCUAAGGAUGCCCACUUAGUUUCUCAUGUCUUCUCCUAGGUUCCUGGUUUCCUUUCUCCAAGAGUCUCCCUCCAAUUUCUUUUUUUUUUUCUUUUAAACUUCUACCUCAUCCCGGGAAGGGUUUGAGCUUAGGCAGGUGCUAGCCCUUUCUCAGCUGCAUCAGCCUUAGCUACUCCUUAGUCUCACCCUUCAGUGGCAUGAAGAAAGAGGCAGUGGAAAAGGGCAGCCUGUGGGAUUCUUCCCUGGACCUUAGGCCUGGUUUUUCUUCCGCUUCCCCAGGGCUCAAGUUGCUCUUUGAACUUUAUUCUGGGUGGUUCUGUCCUGAGCCCCAGGGCUUUAAUUUUUCACUACUUUCUAAGUCUCACUAAUUUUUAACCCUUUGGCUUGAGACACCAAGCACCACUUGGUCCCUGGGCCUGCUUGCUCCUGAGCUCAGAUCUACUGACCCUUCUUCCUUUUUUUGCUACUGCCACUGUAUCUUGGUGUACCUAGUUUUGCUUCAGUGGUCCCUUUUUUUCCUUUUUAACCCUGUUUCUCCAUGCUCCACACAAAUAUUGUCUAGGAUUUAUUCCCAAAUUAAAGGAGAAGGGUAUUGAUUCAGAAAUAAUAUAACAAAUGAGAUAGUUACAAUCAGUUAUAACAAAAAUUAAUUCCAGGACAGACUUGAUUAUAAUUAACUCUCUGAAAUGUUCUCUGGGCUUUACUUGGUCCCCGUGUACUUCUCUCCUCUAUAAACCUACCCCAUACUCUCUAGGGCCCCAGAAAAGAGGAUGACAACACUUGUCUCAGAACCCCACUGCCUAUUGGGGAUUUUCUUCUGACAGCAGAUCCCAGUUGUAAUCAGGAUGCUUUCUGAUUACUGCUCAGUGAUCACCUACAUUAUAAUCAGGUCACUAAAUAUCUCUCCUGUUUCUGCCCAAAGUAGGGGAAGAGGUGAUGAAGAACUACCUGUCACUGAAGUGUUUUUCAUUUUUGCAUGACUCAGAAACAAGACUAAUUCAGUAUUUCUUUAAUAUCAUCUUGCCCCAGCCAAAUUUCACAAAAGACAAUCCCUUUCAUUCCCGGGAUGCCAGAAAUAUGUGGUACUCGAGUGGGGCUGAUGCUUAUCCUACUGAGAAAAGGCAUAGUGAUAGCCAGCUCUUUCCUCCCCAAUCCCUCACCCUGGAGGAAAAAGCUGUGUGGCAGAGCUAGUGCCUGUCCCCUCCCCUAGCCCUUGCUUCCUCGUCCCUACCUUUUUAGACAUUAGAGCAGGAAAGUCUCUAUCUAUCUGUGUGUAGACUUUGUUGUUUCCUGACUCCUGAGAGAAGUAGUUAUGGCUAACAUAUGCACAGGGACCUGCUGACAUUUUGCUUAUCCAGGCUGACACAUCAUAAACUGAAUUGCUUCACAGAUGAUUCGUGACUACCUACCUGGCAAACACAGGUAGUGAACCUUCUGUCUUUCUCUGGAGCCCUAACGCUGACCUGAGCUUAUCAGGAUUCCAGGGUAAAAGGAAGGUGAAAAGGACCCCCUACUGUUCACUCAGUGUGGCCUACUUGCUUGGCCAUCUCACUAAUGGUGGGAAAGUAAAGGAGCAGAAUCUCGAGCUAUAAACAGGGUAGCUGGAUUUUACUCCACGUGAACUGUUUGCUGACUUCCUGGCCAAUGCUGGUGGAAUUGUUCCUAAAUGAAGGACUUGACAUUCAUUCCUGUUAAAUUUAACUUUGCUUCUUGGUCCACUUUGUUGGAAUCUUUGUGAAUCUCAGCUCUGUUGUUCAUGGGUAGCUAUGUGCCACCCCGUUUUCUGCCAAGAAUUUACAUGUUGAAGUGACAGGUCCUCAGAUUGCUCUCUGUGGACUGGCUAUUGGAACUGUUAUCUUUGAGUUUUCAUCAUUCCCCUUCAGUACCCACAUUGCCCUGCUAAGGGGGGUGCGGGGUGGGAGGUGGGGUUGCACACCAGCAUAUAAGCCUGUGAUAUCCAUGCUCAGGCAUGUCGAACUCUUGGGUGUUGAGGACCAUUCAAAAGGUUGCUUUUACUGCAGGGGGUGAGAGGAGAGCCAAACCUAGUCUUUUCCUCUAGUGUUUCCUCCUUUCCUGGGGCAGACAGAAAUAUAGGUCCUUGGUGGCCCUCUUAGAGACUGGUGAUGUCCCAGAAUUAAACCCCUAGAAGCAUCCAAGCCUCCCAUACUAGGACUUGUGUGUACCUGGUUCUGACCCUAGGAUGUUCUCAGGCUCAAAUCUGACCUGUCAGGGGCCACGUCAGUUGUUUUCCAUACUCCCAGCCUCCCUUUCAUCACCCCCACCGAGAACCCUUAGAGGAAACAGUCUAAAAUGGCUAUUGCCCCUAGACCUGAGUGGGGGUGGGAUCAGGGUAACUGAGGUCCCUGAUAAAUUUCAUUUUAUUUUAUUUUUUGAUCAUCAUUCCAGCCUGUGAGUUCUUUGGGAAUCUUACCUCUGUGGUCCAUUGCUACUUUGUUAUUCAGCUUCCAUUUCACACACAUUAAAUGCAGGGCAGGACCAAGGCACAAUGAUUUGGGGGGGGGAUAUUAAAAAUAGAAUAAAGACACAGGCCCUGCCCUCAAGUUAUGAUUUAAUAGAGGAAAUAAGAUGGACACAAUUCUAAAAGGAGAGAU
This is a messenger RNA of Vombatus ursinus (common wombat), 5007 nucleotides long. RefSeq names its product leucine-rich repeat-containing protein 14-like. NCBI's taxonomy places the organism in Eukaryota, Metazoa, Chordata, Mammalia, Diprotodontia, Vombatidae. The record is from RefSeq and is a predicted model, not a curated record. The transcript is spliced from 5 exons. The coding region runs from base 286 to 1872 and encodes 528 amino acids. Gene Ontology annotation, cellular component: cytoplasm.